Penicillium brasilianum is the source of this 2665-nucleotide messenger RNA. The record is from the annotation of a GenBank genome assembly. NCBI's taxonomy places the organism in Eukaryota, Fungi, Ascomycota, Eurotiomycetes, Eurotiales, Aspergillaceae.
UCCGUAUGCACAACAUGCAAAAACACCGUGCAAUGCUUGCUUGGUCAUGCAGUGUAUUAUCCACGAUUGUAGCCCCAACAUAAUGUCCGCUCCAUCAUCUACUUUCGUCCACCCUGAGUCCCAAAUGCUGAGUCAACUUGACUUCAACGAGAUGCCUAACUCGGAAGCCACCGAACACGAUCCAUUAUCUACCUAUAUUACACUCCUCACAAACCAAUCUGUGCAAAAUCAAGGAUACCAUGGAGCGCCUGAAUGGGACGACGUCUCAGCCCAGCUCCUGCAUCAUUAUGCCUCUCCCUUAGCCGAGGGUACCGACGCCGAGCUCAGUGGUCUGUUCUGCGUUACCGCCGCAGAACAAUCCUCUGACGACUCACCCAGCAGGAGUAUUGGACAAUCGAGUCCUCGCCCUGUCCACUCUUCCCAAAACGCCGAUCUUGGUGUCCUUCUCAGUAAUGACCUGACGACAAAGCGAAACCCUCGCAAGCAAAAUCAUUCCUGCGACCAGUGUCGGACUGCAAAAAGAGCUUGCAGCCUGCAGCAAAACGUAUCUAUCAACGGGCAGAAGCCAACAACUCCUUGCACAACAUGCGAUGUGCGCGGGUUAGAAUGCACAGUGGCAUGGCUGGUCAACAGGAAGUUCCAACAACAGACCCGAAAGAGGCCCAGGACUACGUCUUAUGCUCAAAGUACGGAUACUGUGGUAGGGCCUUGUAUCGUGGCUUGCUCAGAAGGACAGGCAGAUACGCCCCCGGUUGACCGUAGAGCAUUCGUAUUAUCUAGAGAAGAUGACCUCGCCCGUCAGCUGGUUGGGCGUGAUAUGCUUUCACAGAGAUUUAGCUUGUAUGUCGAUGUUAUCGAUAUGCCACUCUCCCAAUGCCUGUUGCAAGGAAGCAUGCACCCUCGCUAUAAUCUGGGAAUCGCGGCAUUAGGGCCCCUCAGCGACAGCGGCCACAUGUCCGUCUAUUUCGACCAUGCCAAUACGUGGGUUGGGAGCUGUUGGGAAAAGCAAACGAGUUCAUGGGCGUCAACGGUGGUAGCACCACAUUUAUUCCACGCAGUCAGUUUGCUGGACUCCCUCUUCCAGUACAAUGGCAUCCAACCAGGUCGUGGAUCCACAUCGCGUAAUGCGUCAAUUACAGAGACCUACAAAUUAGUCACAAUCGCAACUGGGGCACAGUUCGCAGUUUCCAACCAUCAAACCCAGGACCCGAGUCAGCCAGAGCAGUGGGACCCACAUUUGCAUUCUCGAGAUAUCGCGACAAAUACUUGGCGUCAGGCUAAGGAGCUCUUGUUCAGGAACAUUUCAUCCGUCCGCUCGUUUCGACUCGCAGUAUCUCUACUUCUUUUCGGCCUUAUCCCAGCCCCAAACCCGGGCGACGAAUCCUCUACAUUCGAAGAAGAUGCAACCUUUGCUCUUUGUGAAGGUGUCCGACGCGUUAAAAUGCUGUGUUCUCAGGCACGAGCUUGCGUUCUCGCGUAUGAAAAAGAGGGAACCUCUCGCUGCUCCAAAGCAAAACCCUACUUAGUACAGAUGCUUCCCAAAGAUGUCCGAGAAAAUAUUCUGGAGCUCAUUGCUGCUAUUGAGUGGUUGAGUAUCAUGACCCACUCUGUGACCGUUGUGUUAUCUGGCGGGAAGACCUGUCCCCUGCCGCCUCUGGAAAUGUGUGAUACCGCUGUCGAGAGCCCCGAACUCGCGAAAGAGUCGAAUCGGUCUUCAAGCUUUGAUCUCUCGUCAGUAGUCCUGUUGCAUAACUAUGAGAUCGAAAACUCGAUUGCCUCACGAGCAAAGGAAGGUGAAUGUGCGUUGAUACCACUGUUGUGCAAGAAUAGCUCGGAGGAUCUUGUGCUUCAGGCGGCCAGACAGUCGGGUGCAGUGGAGAUCCUCUUGUGGAUAUGUCUGGCUUCCUUUACCCUGGAUAUCGAAAAUAUCAUGAACGGUAAUCCAAACUAUGAAGUGGUUCGCCGACAGUAUACCAUUGCUCUUAGGCUGGUGGAACUGUGGAGAUUGUCGUUUGGCACACUUGACGACAAGACGGUAUUUUGCCUUGAACGCUUGACCUCUGAUAUACGACGGCUGGCUGGAUUUUGUUUGAAUGACGGUGAUCUAGCCAUUUUGGCAUUCUGUGCAACUGCACAGAGACUCGAAACAUACCUGGAAGGACAGCCAUCGACCCCGCAAACAGAAUCUCUCGCUAGAACGCUGCGAUCAUCGAGGUCGUACCGCGGAAAAAUCCGGCUUCUUGCUGCGCAGCAGCUGGCUACCUUUGCCAAGGUAUCGCAAGGAAUUGCAAGUCCUGGCUUUCAAGGAAAGUAUGGCUUGAAAGCCCACAUUCAGGAUAUUGCCGCACACCCGUACCCCAAAAUGGUAGCCCAAGCCCAUGCCUCCGCGGCCAGAGCUUUUGCGGAUGAGGUUCAAAAUAUGGUCGCUAGAUUGGAUAUGGAGGGAGCUUGUGAGAUGACAGCGGGACAGGAUUCCUGUCUGCAGGUGCUUCGUGGGCUUCAGGGAGCGCUGGUGACGCUACCGGAUUUACAUCAUCUAUGAAGAUACAUUUUAGCUAUUUAGUUAACUAAGUUGACUCGUUAACUAACGUAUUUCACCAGCGAGCGGGCCACACCGCCGAGCGGGCCACCCACCCUCAUUAGAAAUUUUCAAAAUCGAUUAAUU